This is a messenger RNA of Neurospora hispaniola, 2655 nucleotides long. RefSeq names its product major facilitator superfamily domain-containing protein. NCBI's taxonomy places the organism in Eukaryota, Fungi, Ascomycota, Sordariomycetes, Sordariales, Sordariaceae. Gene Ontology annotation, biological process: transmembrane transport. Gene Ontology annotation, cellular component: plasma membrane. The coding region runs from base 255 to 2279 and encodes 674 amino acids. The record is from RefSeq and is a predicted model, not a curated record. The transcript is spliced from 3 exons. Gene Ontology annotation, molecular function: transmembrane transporter activity.
GUGUGGGCCUCCUCGUGUGUGACAUGCCCCGUCGUUCUCUUAAUACCGUUGUCGAAUGACCCUUUCCAUGCUCAUGUUUCCCUCUUUGCUCCUCUUGCCAGUCCAUUCCUCGUUUGUGUCACUCGACUGCUUCGUUAUCGACUGCUGGACAGCGACAACGGGACAACAACACUCGCUUUGGUAACAAGCAGCUGGGUCGUGCUUUGGAACGCAACAAGUUGGGUCGUCGAGAGUACUCGGCUUGGGAUUUUGCGAUGGACAACCGGGAUAUAGUCGGUCUCAGCAUGGCGUUGCCUCCACCUCCCCUUCCUACCAAGGAACCUUUCAGGCCAUCUUCUACAAGUCCGCAGGAGACAAUGCCUUCUACAAGCACACCGCCGGCACCCAACAGACCGCUACCACCGACACCAAACUCAAGGAAAAGCACAACACACAGCCGAUCUGGAUCAGUGUCAAGCACUUUCAGCUCUCCAAGCCCGCCGCCGGCUCAACCACCACCCUUAAAAUUACAAGCUUCGCUGAGCACGAUCUCGGAAACACGGCCCGAAACGGCGUCAUCACUAGGAAAGAAAUCUGGGCAUUCAAGACUACACACACAGUCGUCAUGGACAUCUCUAGCUUCGACCACAAGGACCAUCAAAUAUGGGCAAGGCAAGCACAGUGGAGUUGAGCUGUCGCCGCAACCAAGUGAUGAUCCUGAAGACCCAUUGAACUGGCACCGCUGGCGAAAGGAGAUCAGCUUUUAUGCUCUGCUACUGAUGGUAGCUUUAACUGGAGUUAUGAAGACAGCCUUCAUCAGUGUAAAUGCUCAGGCAGCUGAUGGGUAUCGUGUAUCAUACACUGCCGCCGCGGCGUUGACCGGCGUUCCCUUGAUUCUGUCUGCUUUUACUGGGCUCGUCAGUCUUAUUAUAUCGAAAAUAUGUGGCAAAAGACCGCUGUAUCUCAUCUCAUUAGUACUUUUAUUCAUUGGUACCGUUUGGAACACCAGCGUGAGGACCAGCUACAGCCAAUGCGUGGCCGCAAGGGUUUUCCAAGGUUUGGGAUGGGGUGUCAUUGAUACGCUGGUCCAGAGUUCUAUCUACGAUAUAUUCUUUGAACACGAACGCAACCUUCGGCUUUCCAUUUACACCAUUAUCGUCGUCACAACUACAUGGGGUCCACCACUGCUUGGUGGGAUAACAUCGCGAGGCCACACUGGGUUCGAGUUACAGUUCACAGUUCUCAGCUGCUUUUUUGUCCUUGCCGUCCCGGCCAUUGCCCUCGGUGUGCCUGAGACAGCAUAUGACCGCACUGAUACACUACCGCGAAUUGAUGAGGGUAGUGAAAGUCCGUACAAGGAGUCCAUGUGUCAGGGUAUUCGACGGGACCGUAUCUUGGAUGCCAUCAACGACUACAUUGUGAAGAUGAAGCCAUAUUCCUACACCAGUGGAUCGGCAGAUUCGGUCACCCUGCUCGAAGCACCUCGUGCUUUCAUUGCACCUACUACAGCAAUUCUUUUUUUCACAUCCCUCUUUCCAUAUUCAUCACUGUGGGCCUUGAGCUCGACUCUCUCCCUUCUGUUCCACUCUGUCUACACCACAACCACCAUCGGCGUUCUUAUGACGGGUCCCUGGCUUCUCGCCACCGCUACGGCAACCGUCCUGACGCUCCUACCGUUCUUCAUACCUCGAUUACAGUCGCGAUUUCCCGUUUUGUCCUCUCUUCCAACGCAGUUCAACAACAAGGUCAUCGCGGUUGCCAUCACAGCCGGUUCAUUCCUCUUCUUUAUCGGCAUCCUUACCUUUGGCCUUCAUACCAACGUGGGCAUUGACAAUGGCAAGAUUUUGAGUAUGAACCUCCCAGCAAUCAGCUUCGUCCUCGGUCUCCUCGCUGCAGGGGCGUACGUCUUCGACGCUAUCUCUCGUCCCUUGAUUAGGCUGAGCACUGCGUCAACGUCCUCCCCCGACAACCAGACUACUGCUACCAGACACGAAAACGAUAUGGCGGCCGGCGUAGCAUGUUGGAGGACCUUGUUUGCCGGCAUUCUGGUUAUUGCGGUUCCUAGUGGGAUCUCGAGUUCGAGUAGCGGUGCGGCUUUGUCGUCAGGGCAUGGGUUGAGAGAUAUGUGUAUUGGGUUUGCAGUGGUACAGACAGUUAUUGCGGCCAUAGUGGCGGGUGUGUGGUGGUUCUACGGGGAGCAGGUUAGGAGAUGGGAUGGGGUGGUGAUCAAGUUAGAGGAUUCAGGGACUUCGGGAAAGGGAUCGAAGGGAAGGGAGGGCAGUUUCUUUGAUACGGAUUAAGGACCUCAAGGAUGACGAACUGGCUUGGGUAAAGGGUGAAUGACUGCGACGAAUAAUGACGAUUAUGGAAACGGUAUGGACAUAGGACACUCACUUACGAUUCACGGACAGCGGACGGUAAACGGCAAAAGGAAAUUGUGGACCGGUAGAGCAUCUUCCUUCAGGAAAGGAAGUUGGGCUGGAGAGUAAUUGAUCACUAUGGGAUGUUCGGUACGACGGUAAUUAGGGGUCGUAUGCUGUGGGGAAAUUAAUAGCAAUACCCAAACCCAACAAAAAUAGUCUUGCCAACUAAAUAAUCUUCGUGUCUGCCUUGCCAAUGGUCUUUUUAUUCCGGUCUCAACAAUAAGGCCGAUUUGAAUAGGCUUGUAACUUGUGC